AUGGCGAGGAUUUCUUGUGACCUGAGAUUUCUUCUGAUACCGGCAGCUUUCAUGUUCAUCUACGUCCAGAUGAGGCUCUUCCAGACGCAAUCACAGUAUGCAGAUCGCCUCGGUUCCGCGAUCGAAUCAGAGAACCAUUGCACGAGUCAAAUGCGAGCGCUGAUAGAUGAAGUCAGCCUAAAACAGUCACGGAUUCUGGCUCUCCAAGAUAUCAAGAGUCGCCAGGACCAAGAGCUCGUGCAGCUAAAGGAUCUCAUCCAGACGUUUGAACGAAAAGGAAUAGCAAAGCUCACUCAAGGUGGACAGAUGCCUCUGGCUGCUGUGGUCAUUAUGGCGUGCAGUCGUGCAGACUACCUUGAAAGGACAGUCAAAUCAGUGUUAAAAUAUCAAAGUCUCCUUGCUUCAAAAUAUCCUCUUUUUAUAUCUCAGGAUGGAUCUAAUCAAGCCGUCAAGAGCAAGGCUUUGAGCUAUAAUCAACUAACGUAUAUGCAGCACUUGGAUUUUGAACCUGUGGUCACUGAAAGGCCUGGCGAACUGAUUGCCUACUACAGAAUUGCACGGCACUACAAGUGGGCACUGGACCAGUUGUUUUACAAACAUAAAUUUGGCCGAGUGAUUAUACUAGAAGAUGAUAUGGAAAUUGCUCCAGACUUCUUUGAUUACUUUGAGGCUGCAGCUAGUCUCAUGGAUAGGGAUAAAUCCAUUAUGGCUGCUUCGUCAUGGAAUGAUAAUGGGCAGAAGCAGUUUGUGCACGAUCCCUGCCGCCAGUUUGUUCGACCAGAAAUCUGCAGAACAUACAAUUUUGGUGAACAUGUUGGUACCGGAGGGUCUAGUUUGGGACAGUUUUUCAGUCAGUAUCUGGAACCUAUAAAGCUAAAUGAUGUGAAGGUUGACUGGAAAGCAAUGGACCUGGGAUACCUGACAGAGGGAAACUAUACAAAGUACUUUUCUGACUUAGUGAGACAAGCAAGACCAAUUCAAGGUUCUGACCUUGUCUUAAAGGCUCAAAACAUAAGGGGUGAUGUUAGUGUCCGGUAUAAAGACCAAGCGGAGUUUGAACGCAUUGCAGGGGAGUUUGGCAUAUUUGAAGAAUGGAAAGAUGGUGUGCCCCGGACAGCAUAUAAAGGAAUAGUGGUGUUCCGAAUCCAGACUACAAGACGUGUUUUCCUGGUCGGGCCAGAUUCUGUAAUGCAGCUUGGAAUUUGA
Molecule: messenger RNA, 1206 nt
Organism: Thlaspi arvense
Lineage: Eukaryota; Viridiplantae; Streptophyta; Magnoliopsida; Brassicales; Brassicaceae
Source: the annotation of a GenBank genome assembly